Molecule: messenger RNA, 1799 nt
Organism: Hemicordylus capensis (graceful crag lizard)
Lineage: Eukaryota; Metazoa; Chordata; Lepidosauria; Squamata; Cordylidae
Gene: STPG4
Product: sperm-tail PG-rich repeat containing 4
Exons: 7
Coding region: 227-949 (240 amino acids)
Biological process (GO): epigenetic programing of male pronucleus
Cellular component (GO): germinal vesicle; male pronucleus; female pronucleus
Molecular function (GO): chromatin binding; histone binding
Source: RefSeq, a predicted model, not a curated record
GGUGGCAGCCAGGACAGUAACCUUGCCCCCCAUUCCUGGGAGGGCUGGGAGGGAGUCACCCCCUAUAGAGAUGGAGGAGAUGUACUGCCCCUAUUCCAGGUGCAGGGAGGUAAAGCACAGCCAUCUCCUUCCAGCAGGGAAGACUACCCAGUAAAGAAAUUUCAGCCACUGCUGGUCCUACAAGAACAGAGCAACCAGCCAUCAGAAGGCCUAAUACAAAGUAAACAUGCUUGGCCGACGGUCUACCGUAACCGGUGAUGAAGGGUCUGAAGGUUCUCAAGACAAGAGCCCUGACAGGGAAAGGGAAUUUGAUUCCAAGGAAAGAGAUGCAUGGUGGAUGACAUCACUCAGACCAACACCAAUCCCUGGGUUUUACCCAGUUCGGGAUUUUCUUCAAGAUGCCCAGCUGAAUCCAGUGAAAGCGACAUAUAAUUUCAAAAGCGAAGGCAGAAAGAAAUAUUCCAUCUUCCAGCAGAUGCCUGAUCUGACACUCCCAGACACCUUCACGUUUGUUCCUCCUUCAUUUGUGGACCUGGCAAGGAAAAAGAAGACUACAUAUUCAUUUAAGAGCACACCAAGGCAAAGUCCGGCCUGUUUAAAUUACAGAGAUAAGAAUAUAGACACCGACCCUGGGCAGUAUGAUCUUUUCCCUUCUCCAGUUCCCACUUUUCCAACCAAGAAUUAUAUGUUUCGAUCUGCUGUUCAAAGGUUCCCAACCUUUUGUCCAAAAGAAGGUCCAGGCCCAGGUGAAUAUGAAAUAAAGGAUUUCGAACCUGUUCCUCUACGAUCAUGCUUCCUAUCAACAGUUCCACGACUGAUGCCAGCUUCUACUAAAGUACCUGGUCCAGGCAGUUAUUGGCCUACAAAGCAGUCUCCGAAGCAACCUAGGACCAUUGCCAGUAUGGGACGGGAGCAUACACUCUUCUUCAGCAAUCUGCGUGAAAUUUAGAAUGCUAGAGUGUUGCCAACAUACUAAGUUCUAGGGCCAAUGAUUCUGAAAGAGACACAAUUGCUCCUUCUUUUAACCACUUCUCAUUCUCCCUUCAUUAAGACUGAUCUGCCUGCUUUUAUUUAUCUGGCAACAGGGUUAUGGUGCCUCAACACCAGGCAAAUACCAUUUUGUUCAAUCAGUUUCCAAAUUCUUUCUUGGACCUUUCCUCGGAUUCUUAAUUGCUCCUGCUUUUAACCAUGGCUUGCCACAAACUGAGUUUGCCCUUGGCAAGAAAAUGGAAUGAUAGAUAUGCUCAUAAUGCUCUUCUGUUCUACAGCUUGAAGUGGGGCUCAGAUCCCAUUUCUUGUGCAACGGCAACUGAUUUGCUGGACUGUUAUCUAAAACAGCAUAUAGCUUACCCAGAUUUGAUCCAAAGAGGGAUUUAUUGAGACAACAACCCUGUCUAGAUGCUUCAACUGAAGACAGAAACAAGACUGGGGGGCUAAAUAAUUUGAAGAGUCACCUUCAUAUUUUUCUCUUGAUAUAGAAAGAGAACAGUGUGAUGCUAGUAUAUUUGUAUAUCUAUGGCUUUCCGUCAUGCUUUCAACCCUUCCUGUCUGUCAGAACAUUGUCCGAGACCUACAAAGAGCUUCUUUCCAAAGUAGUAUUACCGAAGUCAAUGGAGCACUCUUGAUAAAGUGGUUUUAGGCUAUCAGAGGUAUUCCCUUUGCAAAUAUUAAAAACCAUUUGACGUACAUGGACUGAAGAAAGAAUGAUUUUAUCCCUGUUCACCAUAUAAGCCAGCAAUACAACUCCGGAACAGUAGUGCCUAUAAUCUUAUUAAAAUCAUCUUUAUGCUUUUCUUCUU